AGAUUGACAUUUGAAAUGAGAUGUCGAUUGUGUUCGCAAAGUUUUGUUCAAAAGUAGAAUUUAAAAGUGUUUUUAUAGUGGAAGUACGUGAAAUUGUUCUAAGAAAUCGUCUAAAAUGUUGACUAAAUUUGAAACUAAAUCAGCCAGAGUGAAGGGUAUAUCGUUCCACGCGAAAAGACCAUGGGUUUUGGCGAGUCUCCACAAUGGUGUGAUACAACUUUGGGAUUAUCGUAUGUGUACUUUGCUUGAGAAAUUCGACGAGCACGAUGGGCCGGUACGUGGUAUCUGCUUCCAUAUCCAGCAGCCUCUCUUCGUUUCUGGCGGUGACGAUUACAAGAUAAAGGUUUGGAAUUACAAGCAACGGAGAUGUCUGUUCACUCUUCUUGGACAUUUGGACUACAUACGUGCAACAUUCUUUCACCACGAGUACCCUUGGAUCCUUAGUGCUUCUGAUGAUCAGACAAUAAGAAUAUGGAACUGGCAGUCACGUCAAUGCAUCAGCGUGCUAACAGGCCACAACCACUAUGUCAUGUGCGCACAAUUCCAUCCAACAGAGGACCUCAUAGUCUCCGCCUCAUUGGAUCAGUCCGUCCGAGUAUGGGACUUCUCUGGCCUGAGGAAGAAGAGCGUAGCUCCCGGCCCAUCAGGGCUAGCUGAGCAUUUGAGGAACCCGCAGGCAACUGAUUUGUUUGGACAGGUAAAUGCCGAUGCAGUUGUGAAGCAUGUGUUGGAGGGACAUGACCGUGGAGUUAACUGGGCUUCCUUCCACCCUACGCUGCCCUUAAUAGUGUCUGGGGCUGACGAUAGACAGGUCAAGCUGUGGAGGAUGAACGAUGCUAAGGCUUGGGAAGUGGACACAUGCAGAGGGCAUUACAACAACGUGUCCUGCGCAUUGUUCCACGCGCGGCAUGAGCUCAUACUGUCCAACAGCGAGGACAGGUCUAUCAGAGUGUGGGACAUGACCAAACGCACGUGCUUGCACACUUUUAGGCGGGAAAAUGAUCGGUAUUGGGUACUAGCUGCACACCCGACUCUGAACCUGUUCGCUGCGGGCCACGACGUCGGCAUGAUACUCUUCAAGCUGCAGAGAGAGAGACCAGCGUACGCACUUCAUAACAACAUGCUGUUUUACAUAAAGGACAGACAACUCCGCAAAUUGGACAUGUCCACCAACCGGGAUGCCCCCGUCAUGCAGAUCAAAGGCGGCGGCCGACAUCAGCCUUACAGUAUGUCGCUGAACCACGCGGAGUGGUGUGUUCUGGUGACGUGGCGUAUCGGAGACAGCAACACGUACGAGCUAUACUCCGCGCCCCGAGACGGCAUAGAGUCUAGUGCCACAACGCCGGAGCCGUUGCGAGGCCACGCAGCUUCCGCCGUGUGGGUCGCCAGAAACCGGUUCGCUGCUCUGGAGAAGAAUAAUCAGCUAGUGAUAAAGAAUCUCAAGAACGAGGUGUCAAAGAAGAUCGCAACGCCCACUUGCGAGGAGAUAAUGUACGCGGGUACCGGCAUGCUGUUACUGCGCGAGCCAGAAUGUGUGCAGCUAUUGGACGUUCAGCAGAAACGGACUAUUGCUAGCGUAAAAGUGUCCAAAUGCCGCUACGCUAUCUGGAACUCUGAUAUGACAUUGGUAGCGCUUUUGGCCAAGCACACGGUCACAAUCUGCACAAAGAAGUUGGAACAGCUCUGCUCGAUAACAGAAGGCGCGCGGGUCAAAUCGGGUGCUUUCGACGACUCUACGCCGCAACCAGUGUUCAUCUACACCACGGCCAACCACAUCAAGUACUGCUGUAAAGAUGGCGACUACGGCAUCAUACGUACGCUAGACGUCCCCGUGUACGCAGUCAAAGUGAUUGCGAGUGAAACUGGAGCGAAGGUCGUUUGCCUUGACCGCGAGGCUCGACCGAAAGUGCUUAACAUCGACCCCACUGAGUACAGGUUCAAACUAGCUCUAGUGACUCGGCAGUACGAUCAAGUUCUGCACAUGGUUCGAACUGCCAAGCUGGUAGGACAGAGCAUCAUUGCUUAUCUACAGGAAAAGGGUUACCCCGAAGUGGCCCUACAUUUUGUCAAGGACGCUCGAACGCGGCUGUCAUUGGCCCUGCAGUGCGGUAACAUCGAAGUGGCGCUGGAAGCAGCUAAAAGCCUCGACGAACCGGACGCUUGGGACAAGCUCGCUCAAGCCGCUCUGUCUACUGGGAACCAUCAGAUUGUGGAGAUGUGCUACCAGCGCACGAAGAACUUCGAGAAGCUGUCGUUCCUGUACCUCAUCACGGGCAACCUGGAGAAACUGGGCAAGAUGAUGAAGAUUGCGGAGAUCAGAAAGGACGUGUCCUCGCAGUUCCAGGGCGCGAUGCUCUUGGGUGACGUUUGCGAGAGGAUCCGACUUCUGAAGAAUGCUGGACAGCUCUCCCUCGCAUACUUGACCGCAAUCAAUCACAAUCAACUCGACGAGGCGGAACCUCUGAAGGCAGCGUUGGAAGCUGCCAACUUGCCUAUACCCAAAUCCAACCCCGACGGUUGCUUCCUGCGACCACCUCUGCCGUUGCUGAGGGCUCAACCCAACUGGCCGCUGCUCGCUGUUUCUAAGAGUUUCUUCGAAGUGGCGGGCGGAGCUCGAACGGCGGCGGACGCGAGCGCGGUGGGCGCGGUCGCCGACGUGGCGGGCGACGAACCGUUAGAAGCGGCCGGAGCUUGGGGCGACGACGACGAUGUGUUGCAAGAGAAUAAGGAGGAAGGUGAAGUCGAGGUGAUGGAGGACGCCUGUGAUGAUGGAGGCUGGGACGUCGGUGAUGAGGACCUGGAGUUGCCAGAGGAGCUAGCUCCAAUACCAGCUGACAUGGACGGCGCUGAGGAGUCGUCGGAAUACUUCGUGGCGCCCACUCGUGGUGUCAGCUUGGCUCUGGGGGCUAAACUCAAGACUGCUCACGACCAUGUCGCUACCGGACAGUUUGAGAUCGCUUUCAGAUUGCUGAACGAACAAGUGGGUAUUGUGAACUUCGAGCCGUACCUCGAGACAUUCCUCAGCAUGUAUUCGAGCGCGCGGCUUAUGUUCGGUGCGCUGCCGUUGGUGCCGCCGUUGGUCGCCCACUUACACAGGAAUUGGAAGGAAGCCAGCGGCAAGGACCUACUGCCCGUUUUGACGGCAAAACUCAGCGACCUUGUACAACAACUGCAGCAGUGCUACCAACUGACGACUAGCGGCAAAUUCACCGAGGCGACCGAGCGCUUACAGAGGGUCGUGCGGUUGGUGCCGUUGCUGCAGGUGGAAUCCAAACAGGAGCUGUCCGAAGCGCAGCAGUUGCUGGCGAUAUGUAAGGAGUACCUGCUGGGAUUGCAGAUGGAGACAGCUAGAAAAGCAAUGCCGAAGAACACGCUCGACGAACAAAAGCGUACGUGCGAAAUGGCUGCCUACUUCACCCAUUGCAAGCUGCAGCCCGUACAUCAAAUCCUCACUCUCCGGACAGCUUUGAACAUGUUCUUCAAGCUCAAAAACUACAGAACCGCCGCGUCCUUCGCAAGGAGACUUCUGGAGCUAGGUCCGAGGCCAGAAGUGGCCCAGCAGGCGAGGAAAAUACUCCAAGCAUGCGAGAAGACACCCACCGAUGAACACCAAUUAUUGUAUGACGAGCAUAAUCCGUUCAACAUAUGCGGGAUAAGUUAUAAGCCUAUAUAUCGGGGUAAGCCCGAAGAGAAAUGUUCUUUGUGCAGCACGAGCUAUCUGCCAGAACACAAGGGAAAGCUUUGCCCCGUCUGUGGCGUUGCGGAGGUGGGAAGAGAUGUACUCGGCCUCAGGAUCUGCCAUUUGCAAUUCCAGAGAUAACUUUGUAACGAUGUAUUAUUAUUUGAAUUGUAUAUUUAAGAUUAUAUUAUAAAUAAAUAAACUAUUAUUAUAUAGC
Messenger RNA from Pararge aegeria (speckled wood butterfly), 3896 nucleotides. RefSeq names its product coatomer subunit alpha (gene alphaCOP). The record is from RefSeq and is a predicted model, not a curated record. Gene Ontology annotation, cellular component: COPI vesicle coat. The transcript is spliced from 21 exons. Lineage: Eukaryota; Metazoa; Arthropoda; Insecta; Lepidoptera; Nymphalidae. Gene Ontology annotation, molecular function: protein binding; structural molecule activity. Gene Ontology annotation, biological process: retrograde vesicle-mediated transport, Golgi to endoplasmic reticulum; intra-Golgi vesicle-mediated transport; endoplasmic reticulum to Golgi vesicle-mediated transport. The coding region runs from base 116 to 3820 and encodes 1234 amino acids.